Tripterygium wilfordii is the source of this 1563-nucleotide messenger RNA. Its product is annotated as 3-oxoacyl-[acyl-carrier-protein] synthase 3 A, chloroplastic. Gene Ontology annotation, molecular function: 3-oxoacyl-[acyl-carrier-protein] synthase activity. The record is from RefSeq and is a predicted model, not a curated record. Gene Ontology annotation, cellular component: chloroplast. NCBI's taxonomy places the organism in Eukaryota, Viridiplantae, Streptophyta, Magnoliopsida, Celastrales, Celastraceae. The transcript has 8 exons. Gene Ontology annotation, biological process: fatty acid biosynthetic process. Bases 32 to 1231 code for a protein of 399 amino acids.
UUUAGUGGGGAUUGGGAGUUUUGGUGUUUAAAUGGCAAAUGCAUCUGGGUUCUUUACUCCUUCACUACCACGCCUGAGGAGUAGGAUUCAACCUUCGAUACGGAUUUAUCGAUCUGGAUUUUGCUCUGAAGGAGUCUCGAAGAAGGUAUGGUGCUGCAGUGCAAUGGAAGGUGCGCAGAAGGUAUCCCCUUCUGAAUCUCGAGUACCCAGGCUAACCAGCAAAGGCUGCAAGUUAGUUGGAUCUGGCUCAGCAGUACCGACUCUUCAGGUUUCAAAUGAUGAUCUGUCAAAAAUAGUUGAUACAUCUGACGAAUGGAUAUCUGUUCGCACUGGGAUUCGAAAUCGAAGAGUUCUGACAGGUAAAGAAAGCUUGAUUUCUUUAGCCGUGGAGGCAUCCAGGAAAGCUCUUCAGAUGGCAGAGGUUGAUCCCGAUGAUAUUGACCUUGUCUUGAUGUGCACAUCUACGCCAGAGGAUCUUUUUGGAAGUGCUCCUCAGAUCCAAAAAGCACUUGGCUGCAAAAGUAACCCUUUGGCUUAUGACAUCACUGCUGCAUGUAGUGGAUUUGUCCUGGGUCUUGUCUCAGCUGCCUGUCACAUUAGGGGAGGUGGGUUUCAAAAUGUUCUGGUUGUUGGGGCUGAUUCUCUUUCUCGGUAUGUUGAUUGGACAGACAGAGGGAGUUGCAUCCUAUUUGGGGAUGCUGCUGGUGCUGUGUUGGUACAGGCCUGUGACAGUGAGGACGAUGGUUUAUUUAGUUUUGAUGUGCAUAGUGAUGGCGAUGGGCAAAGACAUUUAAAUGCCACUAUGAAAGAAAAUGAAAUGGAUAAUGCGUUGGGAUCUAAUGGUUCGGUCGUAGACUUCCCUCCAAGACGCUCCUCAUACUCCUGCAUUCAAAUGAAUGGCAAGGAAGUUUUCCGCUUCGCAGCGCGAUGUGUGCCACAUUCUAUUGAAUCGGCCCUUGAAAAGGCCGGUCUCUCAAGCUCUAGCAUUGAUUGGCUACUGCUUCAUCAGGCAAACCAAAGAAUCAUCGAUGCCGUUGCAACUCGUUUAGAAGUACCACCAGAGCGGGUCAUAUCAAAUUUGGCAAACUAUGGUAACACAAGUGCGGCAUCCAUCCCAUUAGCGUUGGAUGAAGCAGUUCGAAGCGGGAAGGUGAAGCCAGGCCAUACUAUUGCAGCAGCAGGUUUUGGAGCUGGUCUAACUUGGGGUUCCGCAAUUCUUAGAUGGCAAUAAAAUCAUGAAACCUUCCAGGUCCUUCCAGCAUCAUUGUAAGAGAGACGACAGUUUGUCACCAAUAGCAGUUCCGAGAUCAUUGCUUUCCGUUCCAUGUCUUCAGCAGAUGACCCGGGCCAUUGCGACUGCAGAGUCUGCAACAGCUCCCUUGUGCAUGUUUAGGUUCUGUAACCUUUAAUUCUUUUUUCAGUUAUAAUGAAUACAUAUUGCACCCCCCCCCCCCCCUCCCUCCCCCAACCACCCUGCAUUUGUACUUGACAAACUUUAUUUUCCUUAAUUUUGCUACAUUGAACUCCAACUAGGGUAUAUGAGUCUUCCGGGAUUUGAUAGAA